Messenger RNA from Desarmillaria tabescens, 726 nucleotides. RefSeq lists its product as uncharacterized. The transcript is spliced from 3 exons. Bases 1 to 726 code for a protein of 241 amino acids. Lineage: Eukaryota; Fungi; Basidiomycota; Agaricomycetes; Agaricales; Physalacriaceae. The record is from RefSeq and is a predicted model, not a curated record.
AUGGGGGUAUCAGACAUUGAGUCUGUGAAGAUCCAUGGAGGAACAUUUGUCGCCUUGGCCCUCAACAACUUGGUUAAAUCUGGUAAGAAGCCAGAUGUGGUGAUCUUUCAUGGCAAUCAACCUGUCAACAAAUACAAUAAUCCAGACUUGAUGAUGGGCAUGUUUCCUACUCUUUUUCCAUUUGGGAUCGGAGGUUUCAAAGAUGCUGAAUGGCCAACAGCCUUGUCUUUUCAUUCUCAAGAUUUUAGAUAUCACAAUGCGUUCAUCUUUAGACAGGCUCAUCUCUUCACUCAUUUUGCCAUAAAAUCAGACAGAUUCGAUCAUGUGGCAGAUGAUAUAGCAUCCAUUAAACCAGAUACCAUAAGGGUGGUCACCCAGCAUCUGGAACAUGAGGAACAUAUACAAGACCUUUCGUCAGAGCAGCAAAAAUUGUUUACUCUCUUGGGAGAGGUGAAAGCCAUAGCAGGCAAGAUAACUGGCUCCAAGGCAUCGAAGAUUUUUUAUCAGAACAAGAUAAGAGUGUAUGUGGGGCAUUUUGAACUAUUUCAUCUCUUUUCUAUGGCAAAUCCAGCUCCCACACAUAGUCCUAUUUUUCAGUUUAUGUGGGGUGACAAGACUGUUGACUUGGAUGCGCGUUAUCCUCGAAUUGCAGAAUAUGCCCAGCAAGGGCUCCAGCUUGCCCAGGAUCCAGUAACCGGUAUGGACUUCUUUGAUUUUGUGGUUUGA